Molecule: messenger RNA, 2280 nt
Organism: Eucalyptus grandis
Lineage: Eukaryota; Viridiplantae; Streptophyta; Magnoliopsida; Myrtales; Myrtaceae
Product: transcription factor GTE4
Exons: 6
Coding region: 38-1783 (581 amino acids)
Molecular function (GO): protein binding
Source: RefSeq, a predicted model, not a curated record
CAGGGAACUCCAGCUUGGUCGGUGUCGUAGUGUGUCGAUGGCCUCGGAGCUGAUGGAAGAUGAGGACUCGAGGGAGAAGCAGCCGAGGUGGGCGGACGGCAGCAGAGUCUACGCGCGCAAGAGGCCCGGCACUCAGUCCUCGCACACCCCGGCCGCCGCGACGGAGAACGGGAACUCGUUGAUCCGGCCGGCGGGCUCCCAAUCCGAGGAUGCCGCCGCGUCUGAUGAUUCUUCGUCGAGCCGGAGCUUGGAGCGCGCGAGCUUGUCGAAGGUGCGCGAAUUAGUAAACGGUAGCUCGACGCCUGGUUAUGCUUUGUCCGGUCGUAGUGUUCGGAUUAGUGUUGAUUCGAGAUCGAAAGUUGAGAUCAGAGUGCUUAAGAGAAAGCUAAUGAGAGAGCUUGAUCAAGUUAAGAACUUGCUGAAGAGACUUGAAGCUAAGGAGAUCCGAGCUAACGGUUAUUCGGCGAGGGAUGGUGUUGGUAAGGCCGGGACGUUAAUGCGUGUAAACUCCGAAGUGGGUUCUGUGGGCUUACCAGUUUCGCAGCCUUUUCAAGGUCAUGGGGUUGCCAUGGCUGAUAGCGACAAUGGCAUUGGUAGUGAGAUUUUAGGGAAGGAUAGAAGAAACCCUAAGGUGAAUCAGCUUCAUCCGCAUUCAGAAUCGGUCGCUCGUAAGGACAAGCUCCAACCACAGGAGAGUAACAAGAAGAUGAAAAAAUCAAAUGGAACAAUCGAUGAUAGGGGGCCAAGUUUUGGGCUUGAUAAGCAUUCCAGUCAAUUGUUUAAGAGUUGUGACAGUUUGUUGUCUAGAUUAAUGAAGCACAAAUAUGGGUGGGUUUUCAAUACACCAGUGGAUCCUAAAAAGCUUGGGUUGCAGGACUACUUCACCAUCAUUAAGAAUCCGAUGGAUUUGGGUACUGUUAAGUCUAGGUUGAAUAAGAACUGGUACAAGUCACCCAGAGAGUUUGCAGAGGAUGUGAGAUUAACAUUUCAUAAUGCGAUGUUGUACAAUCCUAAAGGCCAAGAUGUUCACAUCAUGGCUGAGACAUUGCUGAAGAUAUUCGAAGACAGGUGGAAAGUCAUAGAGAAGGAGAACAAUCUUGAUCAUAGAUACAAUACGAGUUUGCCAACACAUAUUUCCAAAAAGGCUCCUUCUCCUGCUCCCAUAGCUCCGCCAGCAUCGUCUGUACGUCCUGAUGCGGAGGCUUUGGAUAAAUCAGAGUCUAGGGCAUUGCCAGUGGAUUCUAGGACUAAGCCUGCCACUUCUGGACAUCCAGGUAAGAAGCCAGUUCCCAAGAAUCCUGAAGCCAGGGAUUCUCACAAGAAGGAUAUGACUUAUGAGGAGAAGCAAAGGCUUAGUGAAGACCUCCAAACUUUACCUUCAGAAAAGUUGGAGGAUGUUGUUCAGAUAAUAAAGAAGAGGAAUCCUCAUCUAUUUCAACAGGAGGAUGAGAUUGAAGUCGAUAUUGACAGUGUUGAUUCUGACACUCUUUGGGAGCUUGAUAACUUUGUGAAUAAUCAUAAAAAAGGUCUAGGCAAGAACAAUAGGAAGGCUGAGUUUCCUCAAGCUGGCAAUGCUGUGGCGGAGAUGAAUGAGGUUCAAGUUAUUGAGGAGGCAUCAACAGAGAACAUGGCAGGCACAGCUGAAAACGAUGCAGUCGCACCUUCUCCACCUCUAUUAGAAAAGCAAGGUGCUAACUUGAGUGAAUCAAGUGGUUCAAGUGGUUCAAGUAGUGAUUCUGGAUCUUCUUCAAGUGAUUCUGACAGUGAUAGGUCCUCUUUGUAAUAUCAGCUCCUUGUGAUUCUUGUAUUCAACUUAGUUUAAUCAAGUUACCUUGUGCAUAGUUCAUAUAACCACAGAAUGAUUCUCAUUGGCCUUGGGAGAUGCGGCUGCGGUUUUUGCAUUGUUAUCUCUUUGAGCUGAGCUGACUUCAUGCUGGAAGUAGGAAGCAAUCUACAUCCAGCGAAUUUUUAUCAGAGACAAUAGUUUUAUUAGUGGUGAAAGCGUGGUUCACAAAACUAGUUUAAACGGGUAUCUAAAUAGGCGAUUUUUGUAAGCUAGCCUUUUACCCCAAUUAUUAUUCUUCAGUAGAAGGGAUCAAAUUGGAUGAUCAUUUCUUUUCUCAUUUUCAGUGAUGAUUGCACUGGAAGCGCCUCCCUACUUGAGCUGGUAUCUUGAACUUAGCAUGCUUUUUAUCAGUGUAGAUACUGUUUUUUGCCCCCUUUAAACAUGACUUGUACUGCCAUCCUUACAUUUACGUUCAGAAUGGUGUUUGAUUUUCA